UUUAAUGUAUGCAGUUUUGAAAUAUACACGUGUAUAUAAACAAGCACAGAUACAUUCUUUUAUUCAUACGAACGUAACUGAGAUGAAAUAUGUAACAAAUAAAAGUGACAUGUAUAUAAAGGUUUGUAAACCAGUUCAUUUGCAAUACACACACAUAUAUAUAUGGGGGGGGGGGGUGUUAUAAACUUGUAUAUACACAAAACCGUGCAUUCAUUCAUUCAUAUAUUCACUCACUCAUGUACCAUUCGUGGAUUGUCUGAAAGAAAGAGAGAGGGAAGAGAGACAAGUGCGUCUUGCUGCUGCUACUGCAUCACUUUUGUUAGACACGGAAAGACAUGGCGACUGGCAAGACAAACAAAAUACUGCCAGUUGGUUCAGACAGCCAUUCGACUACUGUUGUCGACAUGGACCUCUGCCCAAUCUGUCUAGACGAAUUCAGAGACCCCCGUGUAUUACCUUGCCAGCAUUCAUUUUGUAUGCAGUGCCUACAAAACCACGUUGACAGUCACAAAAGUGACAUCUUCCGCAAGGGAGUAUUUCACUGCCCCUCAUGCAGGGCUCUCACUUACCCUACUUACAAAUUUAAACCGGUUUCAGAAUGGGGUCGUGCAUUUCCACAGAACCAUCACUUGAUAAAUUUACUUUCACUUACAAAAGCAACUGAAGGCUGUAUCUUUUGUGAGCCUUGUCUGAAGCAGAAAAGACGACGACUGGCUAAUUUCUGGUGUAAGCCUUGUUGUGAAGGGCUGUGUUCAAACUGUUCCAACAAGCAUGCUUCAAAGAAAGAUCCUGUGUCUAUGGAACAUCAAGUUUUAACUUUGAGUUCUGCACUUUCUCAAAUCCCAUCUGGACCAAGUUGUCCUCUCCAUAGUUCCAAAGAAAUGGAACUCUUUUGUACAAAGUGUGAGCAAAUGAUAUGUUGCUUAUGCUUUUUCGAUAUGCACCGUAAAUGUGACAGCUAUGUUCAUUCCUUACUAACCGUAUAUCCAGACAAACGAGGGGCUGCAGAAACAAGCCGUUUAAACCUUGCUGCUAAAAAGAAACAAGCUGAAGAAUUAGUUAAAGAAGUGCUAAAAGAGAAAGAAAAAGUAACUGUUAGCAUGCAGGAAAUAAAAAGAGAAAUUUACAGCAUUCGUCUGAAGAUUGAGAAAGUUCUAAAAGAGAAGGAAAAUGAGAUCUUUUAUGAUCUUAUUCAGUUGCAUGAUGAUCAGCAGAAUUAUUUGGAUGGUCUCCUUGGUCAAGCACGUGAUAUGGUUGAUUCAGUUUCUCGACAUCUUGCCACCCUUGACUGUGCCUUGGAGUCAUCUUGCUCUCAAUUUAUGAACAUUUACCAGAACAUGAGUCCUGAUUAUACACUUCAACUUCCACAACCAAAACGAUUACACCAUGGCCUCAGAUUUUCUCCAAACCAGAAAUACUUUAAUCUGUUUCGAGAGUUUGAAAUACACAAGUUUGGAGAAGUCUCUUUAACAUAUGAAAACAAGUUGGAAAGUGCUACUGAUUAUACAAACGUUUCUCCCAAUAUUUUCCUUGAGGCAGAUGGUGUAGAAAGCAGUUAUGAAGUUAUACAACAAAUAAAAGACAAUCAUACAAAAAGAUAUGAACAUUUAGAAAAUUUUCUUAGACCACUUGAACCUGUUAAACUGAAUCAAUUUCCAGCAACUCUAGCAGAUGAAACUGAUUACAGAUGUUUUGGACAAAUAGUCAGUCUGCCAAAUGGUCGGCUAAUAGUCACAGACAGUGUAAAUCAUACAAUAAAGCAAUUUAAUCGAGAAGGCCAUCUUGUUGGCUGUUUAAAAACUGUAAGUCAACCAUUUGGUAUUUGUGUUUGGUCCAAUAGUGAAGUGGCUAUUACUUUUCCAUACUCAUCUGAAAUUCGCCUUGUUCAACAUGUCAACAUGGUACUUCCAUGGUCUUGGCGUCCCUUAAAGACAGUCUAUAAGUACCGAGGAGUGGCAGCCACUAAAGACAAGAGACUUGUAUGCAGUUCAUUUGAUUCCCUUUCAGCAGAUAUACUUACUGUUCAUUCUGAUCAUACUGAUGUUGUACAACAUAUUGAAAUGGCUUUUCUCUAUCCUGAAGUAAUUUCAUCUGUUGGAUGUCUAACCAUUACUAUGGAAGAUGAUAUUUUAAUUGUUGAUCAAGAUAGCAACUGUUUGGUGUGUAUAGAUUUAAAAGGGAGGUUAAAAUUUGUUUUCCGUGGCAGCAGCAGCCAUUGUAAUAUCUGUAUGUGUGGUGUUUUUGGUAUUUCAGCUAACAAUAAGUACAUAUAUUUGGCAGACACUUGGAAAUCUAGAGUAAUUCGGCUCUUCAAAGAUGGCCAGUUUGAUAAAGUGCUUUUUAGUCUCGAGAAAUUUAUUUUACGCCCACAAUCAGUAGAUGUGACUUCAGAUGGGAAGCUCUUGGUACUUGAGCGUAGUCCUAUGUUUUUUGUUCACGUAUUUGAUUCUGUGUUAUAAUAGAGAGAGCAAACUUAGUGAUAAGUGUUUUUUUGUAUAUAUAACUGUUAUGGAACUGAGAAUUUUGUUGCAGUCUUUUUUUUUUUUUUUUUUAUGAAUUCUAGAAUUUUAGUUCCAAUGUUUAUUUUUAAUUCAUUAUUUCAAGUGAUUACCAAUAUCUUGGAAUAUUUUGCCAAAUAAUAUAGAGAAAAUAUAUUAUAAUGAAAAAGUACUUCCAGAUACUGACAGAAAACAUUUUUUAAAAACAUUUUCAUCUUUGUGUGUGUGUGUGUCUAAACAAAUUCGAUCUCAUCUUCAAAAUAUGCACAUAGUUUAGCAAACUAUGAUACUUGAUCACAAAACAAACUGUUCAAAAUGUUGUUUGUGGAUGAGAUAAAGAAGAUGAGGUUAAGACUGAAAAUUUGUUGUCACUACAACCACCUAUUCUACUACUAAUAAUAAUAAUAAUAAAUUCAUCAAAAAAAAUGUAGGCAUUUAGUUUCAGUUAUGUUCUCAUCCUCAAUUCUAUAAAACACAAAACACCCACCAGCAAUUUACAGUACUAACUGCUGUAGCAAAAUCUGCUAAAAGAAAAAAAAUCCUAAAAUAAAACACCUCUGUGAUAUAUCAGUACUACCCAGGAUGGUUUAUCAGUUCAGUUGUAAAAUUUGCAAAAUAUAAAUUAUUUUCUGCUAAUGAAACCUAUUUACAAACGAAAAUGUUAUGUGAUAUAAUUCAAAUGCAGCUGUUAUUUCUUGUGGCCAGCCUGGAAUACUGACCAGUCCAGGAAAAAGCUUGGACAUUUCUUCCAACGUUUUAAUCCUGCUUACUCGAUCUUAAAGUCAAUAUUAUUAUUUUAUUUCUAUUUAAAGAUAUUAAAAGGAAAAAAACAAACAAACAAAUAUAUUAACAAUCCCAUUAGAAUCAAAAGUUGAAUGCUAAUCUAAUAUUCAUUCCAUUUUUUUUUUGCAUACUUAAGAGUUCAAAGAAAUAGAUACUAAUUCUUGGUUUACUGUUAAAUAUAAUGGACAAUAUCUAGAAAGUGAAAAUGCAGGACUAUUGACUAUAUAUAUUUGGUUAGAAGUGUUGUGUCCAUGCAUAAGACAUACAGCUCUGCUGGUCUCACAGCAGGUCCCAAUGCUCCUCCACUGUUGCUAGCUAUGAAGAGGAUUGCUCCCAAAAUAGGCAUAUAUUUUAUUCACACCUGUAAAUAUCAAUGAUUGCAUGAUCAAACACUAUUCAUUGCAUUGCCAACAGAUGGAAUUCCCAUAUUUUUCGUCCUUUUCUUUCUUUUUUCCUCUUUAAUAAGCUUUAAACAAGAUGUAUAUCAACACCUCUUAUUCUUUACACAGUUAAGGACUGGACAAAACAAAAAUCUGUUUUCUAUCUAUAUGAUGCUUUCUUGCCAUAAACAUUUCUAUCUAUAUAGGACAUGGAUUACAACACUCUUAAAACUAAUACUUCCAGAUCAGACAAAUUUAAAUAAGUUAUACUUGAACAGUCAGGAAUAAUUUCAAUUCAAUAUUACCAAAGCGAGGGUGGCAGCAAGUUGGCAGAAAUACUUGAGGCAUCAGAUUAAAAUGCCUACCAGUUUUUAGUCUUGUCACCUUACAAUAUGAUUUCAAAUUCUACAGGUGUCACCUUUGGUUGAUCUAUCUGACUUUGCUCCUUAACUGUGAAAAAUUAUCCUGUGCCUAGUCAAAAAGUAAUUAGUAAUAUACAUAGUAUCUAUGCAUUCUGAAGUGUUGUGUGUAUGCAUGAAUGGGGAAGGAGUCUUAUGUCUACAAGAAAAACUUCAUCCUUUUGGAACUAGGUUAAUUUAUUAUGGGGACUGUAUAUAAUUAUGAGACACACUUUACAAAAGAGUAUAAAAAGCAAUUCUUCAAAAUGAAAUGGCUGUGAGAUGAAAUAAAACAUAAAUGGAAUGCAAAAUAAACAAAAAACUAUACUUCUCAAAGAAAGCAGUGUAUCAUCAUAAGGCUAGGGGCUUUUACAACUAUAUGAUCUUAACAAUAUUAGUGAGAUAUGGUAAGUUUUGGAAAGACAUUUAAAAAUUCAUUUUAAUAGAAGACAUAUUGCUCAUAAUUGUAUUAUUAUAUGCUGGAUUUUUGAGACAUUAUUCAUUCUCAAAUAGGAAUGAUCAUUAUUAACUUGGUAUCGAAAACUUUUUCUGUUUGUAAUGAAUAUACCACAUCUUCCAAGCUUGAACACAAAGAAGGCAAUAAGUAAGGCAAGUAUUUAAAACACAGCAACAAUUCUAAUCUGCCAGAAACAAAACUCCAUCAUGUCCUCAUCAGCAUAUAGACUUCACUCAUCUUAAAUCAAGAGGCAGAGGUAACAUAAUAGGGUUUCAAAUGAGAUUACCACCUUCUAACAGGUGUCGAAAUAAAUCAGGUUUUUCAUAAGCUUUUUUUUUUAGCAGAAGAGAUAAUGAAUUAACUUUCCAGUUAGCUAAUUGUAACUGUUAUUAUAUUUCUUUGUUAGUGAAUGACUGGAAGACUCCCUUGAAAAAGUAACAGGGUGGCAAAAAUUGUAUUUAAAAUGUUAAAAAUAUAUAUCAUGCAUUAGUGUGAUAAAUUAUCUAUUGUUUGACUGUACUAAAAAUCAGAAGUAUUCCUGAACAGGUAAUCAGAUGUUUUGGAGGUUGAAAGUUUAUAUAUAAAUAUAUAUAUAGUGUGUGUGUAACUUCAGAGGCCUCUCAGAGAGAGAUGCAGAAAAGUAAUUAUCUUUCUCAGACUAGAGACCUGGUCUGAAUGCUUGCAAUAGAGUGAACUCCUCUAAAAAUACCCAAGAGUAAACGGAUGGUGUUAGACCAGAUGACAUGUAGAGUAUACUAUCAAACAAAAUGGAGUAAGUGAAAUAAGUGCAAUUGGAAUCAGAUCGAAUUGCAGACUCCAUUCAGAGGGAUCAUACCACCUGAUGUUAUAUUUAGUAUGUCAGACUUUACAGUAUUAUUUAGAUUCAUCUGUUUACAUUCUGAGUUCAAAUUCUACUCUGUAUGUAUUCCUGCCUGUCAAAGUGGAAAAGAACAAACACUAGGCUACAGUCCUCCCCUACAAGUUUGAGGCCUUGUGUCAAUGUAUGAAAUCUUUGUAGCCUGUGGUUGUUGACAGCUAUUUUUUCCUUUUGUUUAUUUUUAAAAGGACGUUUAGCAUGAGAUCAGUCACAAAGAUUUGACUGCUGAAUACCUGAUAAUAAUGAUUACAUGAUUUGAAUAAUUGAUAUUAAGGUUGCUGGUGUUGUGGAGAUGGUGUUAUGUUCAACAAAGAAUGCCAGUGGGUUUGCCUUGCUUGUAUUUUUCCAAACAACUGUGGUACAAAAAAUCUUCACUUUACCUUAAACAGCAAUUCUUAUGGGAAUACUAUUUUAAUUGUCAUGGUUCUAUAAAAUUAGAUAUUGCUAAGACCAUAUAGAAAGGUCCAUGUUAUAGUCAGAUAUUUUACUUUAUUUGACUAUACAGUUCAUUAGAUCUUUUAAUGUACAAGAAGAAACAAAGUCACUGCAAUAUAUUCUAGAGGAAACAGUUUCAAAUGCUUUUGCAUAAUAAAAUUAUUUUAAACUUGAAA
Messenger RNA from Octopus bimaculoides (California two-spot octopus), 6004 nucleotides. RefSeq lists its product as uncharacterized. The record is from RefSeq and is a predicted model, not a curated record. Gene Ontology annotation, molecular function: zinc ion binding. NCBI's taxonomy places the organism in Eukaryota, Metazoa, Mollusca, Cephalopoda, Octopoda, Octopodidae.